CCGCGGAGCAACUCCACAGUCAAAGUACACAGACAUUAUUAACUCCUUUUAUCUCCAAGUCCAAUGGUCAGCGCCGCCUGCGUGGCCCGUGAACGUCCGCGCCGCCGCUCCUGCUGCACGCACGCACACUGCACGAGGACGUGAACGCAGAGCAGGCUUGCGGCUGUCGUCGGUGCUGAAUUUUCUUUUAAAGUUUAUAAAACAAAAGUUAGUCCAGGGGUCGGGGUUUGCAGUCAUGCCCGAGCCAAACAGAUUCGUGGAUCCAUUUCACAGCCCUCGGCGUCUGGCAGCUGCGGCUCCCGCGGAGAAAGUCAAGCUCACGCAUCCCGGGAAGGCGAUUCUGGCAGGUGGGAUUGCAGGUGGAAUAGAGAUCUGCAUCACCUUCCCAACAGAGUACGUUAAAACUCAGCUGCAACUCGACGAGAGAGCGAAUCCGCCAAAAUACAGAGGAGUCGGUGACUGCGUGAAGCAGACGGUUAACAGUCAUGGGGUGUGGGGACUCUACAGAGGCCUGAGCUCGCUGGUCUACGGCUCUAUACCUAAGGCGGCUGUCAGGUUUGGGACGUUUGAGUUCCUCAGUAAUAAGAUGCGAGAUGAGAGCGGAAAGCUAGACAGCAAGCGAGGGUUCUUCUGCGGGCUCGGAGCUGGCGUCGCGGAGGCGGUGGUUGUGGUCUGUCCAAUGGAGACCGUUAAGGUUAAAUUCAUCCAUGAUCAAACGUCAGCAAACCCAAAGUACAAGGGUUUUUUCCACGGGGUGAGGGAGAUUAUCAGAACACAAGGACUGAAAGGGACCUAUCAGGGGCUGACGGCCACGGUACUGAAACAAGGAUCCAAUCAGGCCAUCCGCUUCUAUGUCAUGACCUCACUGAGAAACUGGUACAAAGGAGACGACCCCAAAAAAGCUAUCAACCCCAUGAUAACUGGACUGUUUGGAGCCUUCGCUGGUGCUGCCAGUGUGGUCGGAAACACUCCCCUGGAUGUCAUAAAAACCAGGAUGCAGGGACUUGAAGCUCACAAGUACAAAAGCACAUUGGACUGCGCCACUAAGAUCAUGAAGCACGAAGGACCGAUGGCGUUCUACAAGGGUACUGUUCCUCGUAUGGGUCGGGUUUGUUUGGACGUCGCCAUAGUCUUCAUCAUCUAUGAGGAAGUCGUCAAACUUCUGAACGUAGUCUGGAAGACGGACUGAGACGUUAACAGGAAUAAUAGGACAGGGGGUCGUCCAGAUCACCAAACAGGCCAAACCCAGUCUCCUUAACCUUGCUUCUAGGUUCUAAUAUCUACUACCUCCAAGUGUUUUCAGACAGUUAAAAAAAAGAAAGGAUUGCUUUCAUUCUUGAUUGUUGAAGUGUCAUCUGCAUGGAAGAAGGAAAAAAAAGUAAGAAAGAAAAGCUCCAAGCCACAGAGUUGCUGCUUACAGUGACUCUUUAAUCUUAAAUUCCCAGAAUUAGGAAGUUCCUUCAGCACUCAGGGAAAGGAACGGGGCAUUUCUUUAGACCAGCUCGACCGGACGGACUCACGCUGUAUGCAAUUCAUCCGGGAGAAACCGGUGCCCCAUCCAGCAUAAUGUGAUGUACACCCCAGACACCAAGAAAUGAUACUUAUAUCUAUUAUACUUAUAUAUACAAACUAGCUCAGAAGUGAAACAUUUUAAAUCCCUUUUUGGGUGCAAGUAUUUAGAAGGAAAUUGAAACUGUUCGGUACCUGACGGAAUAAUGAACUUUGAGACGUCACCUGCUGCUGAGGCAAAAUUAAUUAAAACAACUAAAUGCCUUAAAUCAACAUUGUCAAUAUAGACACUAUGAAGAUGCACAAUGUAAUGAAAAUAAUAUAUAUUAGAAAUGCACAUGUCCCAUAAGAUAGUUCUUGUGGUCAUUUUUAAAAAGCUUGCCUUUAAUUUGCAGAGAUUUUUUUAUGUUAUUGUUUAUUAAUUUACUAGAUCGAUGCCAUAAAAAGUGCCUAAAUAUGUAUUUUAUGAUUAAUUUUGAGAACCUUUGAGAUUAAAAAUUACUUAAUGUUGUAAUUACUAUCCUUUGAAUAUGUUCUGUUGCACACACUGCUCUUUCGCGUGUCUAAUGUGUCUAAUGCAGGGGUCACCAAUCCUGGUCCUCGAAGGCCGGUGUCCUGCAGGUUUUACAUGUUUUGCUGCUUCAUUGCACCGUGAUAAAAGUGACUGUGUCGUUAAGAGAAUUGUGCAGACCUCAAUGACAAGCUGAUGACGAUGAUUAAUUAGAAUCAGAUGUGUUAAAGCAGAGAAAACUCUAAAACAUGCAGGACACCGGCCCUCGAGGGCCAGGAUUGGUGACCCCUGGUCUAAUGUGUCUAAUGUCAGUGUCUAAUGUGUUUCUGGGAUACCAUCUCAGUUCAAAGUUAGUAUUUCUUUUUUUUUCUUAGCCUCUAACUAUUAAAGCAACUCUAUGUAACAGUACCACCUCUGACCACAUGGGGGCUUAAAAAGCUGCCAACAACACUGCUAAUGAGUGGGGACGGUUAAUACCACCUCAUCCUGCUAGAGGUGCCCGUUGCUCUGUAUUGUCUCAGCAUUGGACGAACCUGCUGUGAUGUCACUUACAGGUCUCCAAUGUUCGAGACUCUAUUUGACACCAUGUUGACUGGAACUGACUCCGCCCACCCUUGGUUGAUCCAAACAUUGGGCAAAUAGGUAGAAUGAGCAAACCCUGUAAACCGACCGGAACAUGUGAGCAGAGCGCUGCCAGGAUGUGCUAUUGCUCAGUUGCUAAGCGACGAGGCACCCAAGCAACUGCUGGCCCACGGUUAUCUGUGAGUUGACCAAGCCUAGCAGCAUCAUCCCAGACCAUUUCAGAACCUGAACGCUUCCAGGUUGACAAACCGAACAACCAUCUGAUGGUUAUCCGAUCACAGCAGAGCAUGAUGUGAUGGAGUGUCAAAGGCAAUGACGUGAGAUCAGCAGGAAGCAUCAGGCCUCAAUCACUCGGCCGAGCAAUGGGCCCACUAGGUCUGCAAGUGUUUGGCCGUGAUCAGAUGCUCAUUGGCUGGUAGUCCAGAUGAUCCACCUGGACCUGAAAUGGUCUGAUAUGAAGGUCACUGGACCUGGGUACCUGGUCCUUGCUGGUUCCUGCAAGAAGCAGCAGCUAUAGGCCCCAGAUUCUUCAAAUUCUCCUAAAAUGGUAAGCACUAAUGGCGCUUUUAUACUAGUACCUACUCAGCGCGACUCGACUCGCCACGUCCCGGUUUUGCGCUUCUCCACUAGGGGUCGAGGUGGGUGGAGGUGUGCCGAGUAGAUACUUUUUCUGUAUCUAUUCUGCCGAGGUUCUAAGUUUGCUGAGUUGGCCUGCAUCUGACGUCAUCACAAUACACGCCACCGAUUGGUCGGGGGGCGGGGCCGUCAGACGUUUGAGUCAGGAAGCGGGAGUCAGCGAAAGAGCGACUCGCGGCUUCUUCAUUUUAUUCGACAGGCAAUGGCAGCGCAAAAGUCUGUUUCGUGAUCCUACUCUGAGGUGCAGAUGUUCAUAAACCUGGUGGCUGAGGAGAGAAUUAAAAAGGGAUCUAGAAGAGCGAUAAGGAACAACAAGAUCUACCAGGCGCUCUUCAUAGCUGCUUGGGGCUCCCAGCUGACUUCUCAGCAGCGCAGAGAUGAACUACAGAAAAAAAAGCGUUGCCACUUGAAGGUUCUUUCACUCUCAUUUUUUAACUUGAUAUCGAACACAAGUCAGAGACCCAGCAGCACAUAUAUCAUCUCCAGGUUCUACAUCUUUAGUGUCGUUGUCUUCUUCGUUUAGAUCACACAAUCAAAUACGUCACAGCAGCUUCGCUCCAACCCGCCCACUUCUCAUCUGGGUGUCUAAAAACAAACGAGGGCAAGGCGAGUGGAGGUGAGUCGUGCUGAGUAGGUACUAGUAUAAAAGCGCCAUAAGUAGCUAAGGUGAUGACAGCAAGCUGUGGUUGAAUGCCACACACUUAAUCAACGAUACAUUUGUGGCUUUAUGUAAUUUUUUUCUGAUGAGGUUCAUGAAAAUUCAGUUGGCAUUGAAUGAACUUUAGCUAUAGAGAACGGAGACAUCUCCUAGUGGUCAGUUGAGGAACUGCAAGUUCCAGCACCCCCCAAGCAGCUAAAUGUAUGAAUGUUAUUAUUAUACGGUUCCCCCAUGUGGUCAGGAGUGGUGCUGCUACACAGAGGGGCUUUAAGUGUCCUCUCAGACUGUCGACCGUUUGAGAUGAUGUUAACGAUGCCUUCCAUCUCAUUCCACGGAGGACGACUGGCUCAGCUUUUAAUUCCUCCCAUCGUCAUCUUAAUCGCCUUUCACGUCGACGGCCGACCCAGCGUGCCAACGAGCUCCACGUUCCAGUCUGGAGUUUGUGGCUCGUCGGUCCGGCUUGUUUACAUGCAGUGCAAUUACUCGUUUUGCUCGUCACAGUCACCAUGUUUACUGUGAGUUGCCUCUUUUAUCUCUGCGUUUAACCCUGCAUACACGUAAAUGUGAACUGGAGUAUUCUCCGGUAGUCAGAACCAUAUAUAUUGUGUCUUCUGUUUAAUGAAUCCUGCUUGGUUUGCUCACAAAUAAACAUGGAUGAGACUGUUAAA
Cololabis saira (Pacific saury) is the source of this 4564-nucleotide messenger RNA. It is a transcript of the gene slc25a1b, whose product is annotated as slc25a1 solute carrier family 25 member 1b. The transcript is spliced from 9 exons. Gene Ontology annotation, biological process: mitochondrial citrate transmembrane transport. NCBI's taxonomy places the organism in Eukaryota, Metazoa, Chordata, Actinopteri, Beloniformes, Belonidae. The record is from RefSeq and is a predicted model, not a curated record. Bases 236 to 1189 code for a protein of 317 amino acids.